CGAACAUAUAGCGCUGAAGUAACGAGCGAAACGCAGCGGAAUUGCGGGAAACGCCAGGAGUGUUGCAACUUGUUAACUUCAAGUUCCUCCUCACGUAAUUUCGUUGAAAAAGCUCAAGAAAUGGAGAAAAACAGUAGCUGUUGCUUCUCCAAUUUAUCUUCCAAUCUUCCAAUCACUUGUUUCGUCACCUUUAUUGCAAUUAUCUUAGUCCGAAUUCUCUACGUGAUUUGGCGAACCUGCAAGCCACUGAGAAAAAGAACUUCGCAGCAGCCUCUCAGCACUCUCGUUGUUUUGGGUUCAGGAGGACACACGGCAGAGAUGAUUGAUCUCUUGUUAGUUUUGCAAAAGAACAAGUUUACGCCGAGGUUUUAUAUAGCCGCUGCUACUGAUAAUAUGAGCCUGCAGAAAGCUCGUGUUUUGGAGAAUUCUUUGGCUGAUUCGAGUGGGGUCAAGGAAAUCUCUGCUGAGUUCAUGCAGAUCUAUAGAAGCAGGGAAGUUGGUCAAUCAUAUGUAACCUCUGUUUGGACAACUUUAGUAGCCCUGGCUCAUGCAUUGUGGCUGAUGAUUAAAAUCAGACCUCAAGUGGUUCUUUGCAAUGGCCCUGGUACUUGUAUUCCUCUAUGUGUAAUUGCAUUCAUUUUCAAGGUGGUUGGAAUUAGAUGGUCAUCCAUCUUUUAUGUUGAGAGCAUUGCAAGAGUAAAGAGGCUCUCUUUAAGUGGUUUGUUGCUUUACAAGUUACGGAUUGCAGAUCAGUUCUUUGUGCAAUGGCCACAACUGCAGAGAAAAUACCCUCGAGCUCAUUAUGUUGGUUGCCUGAUGUAGUUAAUUAAGUCCACUGCUGAUGGUCAAAUUGUCGCUAGGGAGAAGAAAGGCAAGCACUGGGUGAUGCAUGAACAAAAGUAAUAAUCUUCCUCUGCUGGUAGAGAUUUUAAGUAAUCUGGGUUCUCUGUAAUCUCUACUUAUGGUUUUAAACUAUUCUGCUAUUAUAUGGUUUAAAGUAGUUCUUUAAAUCCACAAAUUCAGUAUGUGAGGUAAUGUUUUGUGUUCGGUGGUUGUAAAAGUCAAGGUGUGGUGUGGAUAAGAUUAUGGUUUCAUUGUGGUUCUUCUUCAUUUUGUUUUGUGGUGUGAAGUUUUAUGUUGGGGACUUUUCUGUUUUUUCUUUAUGUUUGGGAAUGAUGCAUGUAUUGUCAAUACAGUAAGAUGUCAAAGUUUGGUGUUCUGUUU
Molecule: messenger RNA, 1224 nt
Organism: Theobroma cacao (cacao)
Lineage: Eukaryota; Viridiplantae; Streptophyta; Magnoliopsida; Malvales; Malvaceae
Source: RefSeq, a predicted model, not a curated record